AUGUCAUCCCCACUACUCCUCCCAGAGGACACUGUCGAGCGUCUGAAAGUCCGGGACUCCUCCCUCGUCGGCGCUGAGCAGAACGGCGCAAGGAAGAUUUCUAUUGGCUUAUUGACCCCACCUUCGUCGACUACUUCAAGAAGUGUAUCAACCGCAUCUUCAGCUUCUGCCGAAAUCGUCUACAUAUCUGUGCCAACUCGACUCGACUCCGCUCAGACCUUUGAGUUUAUGGGGCUGACUCCGGAAAAGGCGCAAGAGAUGUACGCCAGCAGACAGCGCAGGCAGCAAGAAACACAUACUAGCAUCGAUUUGCAAAGAUGGGUAAUCGGUACUGUGGUCUCGCUCUGCGCGGACAUAGAUGGUUACGAUGAUGACUGGGAAGAGAAAAUGCAAGAAGUGGGCAUCAAGCAAGAGAUUUCCGACGCCCUCAUGAAGGAAGAACACUAUGCGAUCCGCGGAGUGCAGUCACUCUCGAUGUGGCUUCAGGACAUCUUCGAAACCAACUAUCUCGCCCUCGUCGACAUGAAUGCGCGCAUUCUACAAGAGCUGGCGCCUCCAUCGGGAGUGAACCUGAGGGGAGGAGAAGGCGAGCCAUACACCGUACCUCAAGCACCUGGAGGUCAUAUUGCGCUGUUCAAGAGCGUCGAGUUCAGGCGAUGCGCAGGAUGCAUAGCCGAAGAUGGAUCGGUGAACCUUGCACGACUGGAGUCCACUGGACCAACAGACUUCGCAAGACGAGGAGGACUCUAUUUCACUGAUCAGAUCUGGGUCUCGAACCACUAUUCAUCGCUGAUCACUGACGCUUGUCCGGUCGCUGAUCGACGGACAGUCGAACUUCACGUUCCGCUAUCCCAUCUCACAGAGAUGAAGGUUUGGGAUCUGAAGUUCGAAGAUGAAAACUUCAAGCAACUUUUGUUCUACUCAAGGCGCGAAGAGAAGUACCCGAAGCCGAUCUCACAAUUACGCGCUGCUCACGGAAUCAUCGCCGGACCUAUUGGACAUGUUCACAAUCUGGCGUUUGGAAAAAUGAAGAGCUGGAAGGAUAUUACGGAAAAGCAUCAGUUCCAAGAGCGGGAGACAGUCCUCGAUGGCAAAGGCAACGAGAAGGAGAUUGUGAAGUACGGCAGGCAAUGGGUUUGGAUUGGCGAGAACUCCAUUGAGCAGCUUGAGGAGGAUUGCAGGGACAAGGUGUAUCUGCGUCGGCCUCUACUCUCAUAA
This is a messenger RNA of Alternaria arbusti, 1218 nucleotides long. RefSeq lists its product as uncharacterized. The transcript has a single exon. NCBI's taxonomy places the organism in Eukaryota, Fungi, Ascomycota, Dothideomycetes, Pleosporales, Pleosporaceae. The coding region runs from base 1 to 1218 and encodes 405 amino acids. The record is from RefSeq and is a predicted model, not a curated record.